This is a messenger RNA of Thlaspi arvense, 1572 nucleotides long. The record is from the annotation of a GenBank genome assembly. NCBI's taxonomy places the organism in Eukaryota, Viridiplantae, Streptophyta, Magnoliopsida, Brassicales, Brassicaceae.
CUCACAUCUUCUCUCCUAUUUAAUUUAAAUUAUUUUCAUCCAUUUCUCCACACCAUCUCCAUCUUCCUGCUUUACCAAUUUCUUCUACAAGAUCCUUGACAAUGUCUAAGUCUGGUGCUUUCGGUCUCGUACCGGGUCUAGGUGGAGAGACUAAUGUCCUCACAGCCGUUGAAAAGUAUGAGAAAUAUCAUAUACUCCAUGGUGGAGAAGCUGAUGAGAGAGCAGGAAACUACAGCGACAUGGUUAAUAAAUAUUAUGAUCUUGCUAGUCGCUUUUAUGAGUACGGAUGGGGGGACUCCUUACAUUUUGCACACAGAUGGAAAGAAGAAUCUCUUCGGGAGAGUUUAAAACGAUAUGAGCACUUCCUUGCCAUGCAGCUUGCCAUGAAACCAAGAUACAAGGUCUUGGAUGUAGGAUGUGGAAUUGGUGGACCAAUGAGAGAAAUUGCACGCUUUAGUAAUGUUUCCAUUACUGGAGUCAACAAUAAUGAAUACCAGGUAACAAGAGGCAAGAAACUAAACCAGCUUGCUGGUCUGGAUGAAACUUGUAACGUUGUUAAGGCUGACUUCAUGAAUAUGCCAUUCCCUGACAAUAGUUUUGAUGCGGUUUACGCGAUAGAAGCAACCUGCCAUGCACCGGAUGCAUAUGCAUGCUACAAAGAGAUGUACAGAGUGUUAAAGCCCGGACAAAAAUUUGCUAUAUAUGAGUGGUGCCUCACCGAUGCAUUUGACCCUAAUAAUGACGAACAUCAGAAAAUAAAAGCAGAGAUAGAGUUUGGAAAUGCUCUCCCCGACAUAAGACUUACUACUAAAUGCCUCGAAGCUGUGAAGAAUGCGGGUUUUGACGUGAUAUGGGAAAAGGAUUUUGCUAAGGAUUCGCCGGUGCCAUGGUACUUACCUAUGGAUACAAAUAAUUUAUCGCUUCUCAGUUUCCGUGUGACAACUGUUGGAAAGUUUGUAACUGAUGCACUGAUAAAAGGCUUAGAAUACGUAAGAGUCGUUCCUGAAGGAACUCAAAGAAUUCAAACUAUACUACAAAAAGCCGCAAAUGGGUUGGUUAAUGGUGGAAAGAAAGGGAUUUUUACGCCAAUGUAUUUUGUCUUGGCCCGGAAGCCAGAGUGAGAAGAUGACAAAAUGAAAACUCCUAAAGCGAGACUGAUAGUAUUAAUCUAUGUAUUAAAACUGAUAGUAAUUUCUGGAAAUGUAAAAAUACAGCGGUGUGAAAUUAUCUCGGAACAUUUCAUCAAGACAAUUUUUAAUACGAAGCGCCUAUAAAUUUUCUCUUGAUCUAAUACAUCCGAAAUGUUAAUCGUUUGCAGUAAAAUGGAAACGUUUGACGUGGCAAAAACAAGAGACAAGUGAGAGAGAAGAUGAGAGACGCUUUGGAAGUGAAUUUGAUGGGUGUUAAUUUGAAGUGCCUAAAAGUUACCUUUUAAGAAAAUAAAGAAAAAAAAUGAGAAAAUAGUUAGUAAAUCUACAAUAGUUUUGUUUUCAUCCUAACACCCUUCAUUUUACUUUUUUAACACUUUACAUUAUCUUUUCUAUCUUCUACAUAUUUAUUUAAUACUUUUAU